Etheostoma cragini (Arkansas darter) is the source of this 2021-nucleotide messenger RNA. Its product is annotated as B- and T-lymphocyte attenuator-like. Gene Ontology annotation, molecular function: signaling receptor activity. The record is from RefSeq and is a predicted model, not a curated record. NCBI's taxonomy places the organism in Eukaryota, Metazoa, Chordata, Actinopteri, Perciformes, Percidae. Gene Ontology annotation, cellular component: plasma membrane. The coding region runs from base 480 to 1412 and encodes 310 amino acids. Gene Ontology annotation, biological process: immune response-regulating cell surface receptor signaling pathway. The transcript is spliced from 6 exons.
AAAAGAAAGGGAGAGAGGAGAGGAAGUCAGCUUGAAGAGGGUGAACCACAGACACUGCCAAGAAAUGAUGAUGUCACUGUCAAGGUGCACAGACUGAAACAAGACUCAGAAAUGAAAAACGAGGUGACGGAAGAGAGAAAGAUUGUAGUAGAGCAUUAGAUCUUUGUCAUUGCAGUGUUGUAGCCGGGUCAGCGCCUAAAACUGGGGGGAGGGGACCCCUGACCUGAGAUGUUUUACUGCAUUGGACCUGAAACAUUUAGAGAAGCAAGACCACCCACGACCUUCACUCCCCUCCAGUGCGCUCACAGCCCCUCCUGUAAAAGGAAAAGAGGUAGAAGGGAGCGAGCAGAGAGUAGAAAGAGGAAGCAGCAUGUUGCUAUCUAAAUCCAACCUCGGCUUCAGUACUUCUCGGUUUUGUUUAGCCAUAAAACGAUGUGCUCGGAGGAACAUUUCUCACUUGGAUUGGCUGUGACUGCGAGAUGACUGGAGGUUUUCUGAGUGUUCCCAUCAUGAGGCCUCACCACUGCUGGACCGUCCUGCAUGUGUCCAUCUUGGCAGGGCUGCUUCUCACCUUAAACGCUGACAGUAAGGAUUCAGCUUGUGAAUUAGAAAUUAGAGUACACCAUGGCAAGGUUUAUGAAGCUGUCCCUGGGGAAGACUUUCGGAUUCACUGCCCAGUUACUUUCUGCAACAGUUCCCCACCGACAGUCUCCUGGUAUAAAUAUGAGACAACUAAACAGUUCUUUGUCCCUGUCGAUGUCAGCAAUAGCAGUCAUAUUAAAAAAGAGUGGACUCUUUCAAAGCCUUUAGAAGGGAUAUCGUAUUUGAUCUUCCAAAAAAUACUCAGAAACGACUUGGGUGAGUAUCAGUGUCGAGCUGGAGGCAGUAUGAGUCAUAACAUCAACAUCUCUGUCCAUGGUGAUGGUGAGAGUAAUGGUACACGGAAUGGCACAGACACAAUGCAUUCAUAUCCUGAAAAUCUAUGGAUGUACAUGUACUUUGCAGCUGGGAUUGUGCCAUUUGUCAUCAUAGUGAUCAUUUUAUCUGUUGUAUCAAUGCGAGGGUGUAAAGGGAAGCCAAAGAAAGAGUUGCAAACUGAAAAUCAGUACAUGGCGAUGCCCAUGGUGGAGCAACCCGUCCCACACGCCAGCCUCCAGCCCUCGCCAAGAGGAACCCCCUCUGCGCCGCAAUCUCGGAGGUCCACCCGGAGGACUACACCGCCCUCACAACCCCAUGAGCUGCCAACACCAAGAGACAAUGAGGAAGAGGGGAGUUCUGUUGUGUAUGCUGCUCUCAACCAUCAGCUUCCAGCAAGGGCUGCUGCUCGGCCGCCACGGAGACAACAGCAGGAGACUUCAGAGUACGCGGCUAUCCGGGUUCAAGACCCAUCACCCAAUAUAAAUUACUUCUAAGUGGACGACAGCUCACAUUAGCCGGAGUAAUGUGCGUCUUUGAUGUUGGGGAGAGUGAAUGGGGCGAGGACCAUGUUUGAUACUGGUGCAUCCCAGAGGAGCUCAUCAGAGUGAUUAAAAGGAAAUACAGAAAACUCGCCCUGGACAGUUUUUUCCAAUUGCGUUUUUGUUAAAAAAAAACUGCUUUCUUAUCACGAACAUGCAGGGAAUACAUCUACCUGAGACUCUAGACAUCCACCCUUUGCUAACAGCAUCUCCAAAAAGACCUUGACCUCUGUCCAAGGUGAAGUUUGGCUAGGCGGAGCUGUGCUGGGACUUUGUGAGGUCAUCAUGUACCAUAACGAAUGGGUACGCCCUCAACAUGCCAAAUUAAAAUGGAAUGUAACCAAGUGGUCUCCACUCCAUUUCAAUUCAGCCAGAGGACCAAAGAACAAGGUACCUAUACUGUGUUGCUAUAACGUUGCCUUGUUUGCAUGAUCAAACAGUAAAACCUUUUACUUUUCCUUUCGUGGAAAUGUUGCGGACAUUAUCCCGCUGGAGACAUGUUGCAGGAUUUCUCAAAAUAUGCGAAGCUGGGAGUGACCAAACUGCAGAUGAGCUGUGUCACUC